Sarcophilus harrisii (Tasmanian devil) is the source of this 420-nucleotide messenger RNA. RefSeq names its product transmembrane protein 213. The record is from RefSeq and is a predicted model, not a curated record. Bases 1 to 420 code for a protein of 139 amino acids. The transcript has 2 exons. Lineage: Eukaryota; Metazoa; Chordata; Mammalia; Dasyuromorphia; Dasyuridae.
AUGGCUCCCAGGAGAGCAGAAGUUUUCCUGUGGUCUGCCAGAGUCAUUUUCAAGAUUUCCAGAGGACAAGGCCAGUCUGGACAGGUGCCUGCCAUCUCCACCAUGAAGCAGCUUUCCUUUGCAACGUACCUUCCCAUCAGCCUCGUCCUCUUGUCUGCGUCCUUGCACACAACUUGCUUAGCAGAAACACACAACUCUUCAUCCGUUCCUUUUCCUGUGUCAGACUCGGCAUUCAUAGCACAGUGCUCUGAUUUAGAUUUCUGCUCUAAGGCUGCCCAGUGCUGUAAGCAUGGAAUGGAUGAAGAUGGUUGGAUUGCAGCAGCUAUUGGCUGGAGUCUCUGGUUUCUCACCCUUAUUUUGCUCUGUGUGGGUAAACUCAGAAAGAUAACACCUGAAGAAUCCAAGUACACGCAAGCGUGA